AUGACUCGAAACAAUCACACCAAAACCACCCGAUGGCUGGCCAUCCUUAUGCUCCUCACCAUGCAAAUACUCAACGCAAACGCCGCCGACGUAGUAACCGUCUGGACUACGAUAAAAUUGCCCGCGCCAACACCAACAGCGCCGCUACAUCCAUCCUACACAUCCCUCGACGAGUUCAAGAACGAUAUGUUGGAAGUCACGAACGAGUACCGCGCCAAUCACGACGCCAAUCCGCUGGAAUGGAACGAUACGCUGGCCGAUUACUCGCGCGAGUGGGCAGAAGCCUGUAUCUGGAAACAUUCGAAAAGUAGCUACGGCGAGAACCUCGCAUACGGAUACGGGAAUGUCUCUGCUGCUGUCAUUGCCUGGGGUGAGGAAAGGAAUAUGUAUAAUUUCGGCAAGCCGACGGGCUUCACCGAGGAGACGGGGCAUUUCACUCAGUUGGUCUGGAAAUCGACUACGCAGGUUGGGUGUGCUGCUUUCAACUGUGGGUAUUCGAAGAACGACAAGUCUAAACGAGAUGACGGGGCCGAAGUUCAAAAAGAUGUUUUCGAAGAGGAGGCCUUUGGAGAGGAUGUCUUCGAAGGAGUGAUGAUGGCGCCUCGUUCUAGCGGGGAUGAAGCGGAAGGAGAUGGGCUGGAAGGGUUGAAGGCCACGCGAAGUGAGCCACGGGCUCAGGGGUGGUAUGUUGUUUGCGAGUAUACACCUCCUGGAAAUGUUGUGGGUUCGCAUAACUCCUACUUCCGGAAGAACGUCUUGCCAAAGAAGGCGUCUGCGGUUGACUCGUCCUCGUCUUCAACCGAGUCUUCUUCUUCUUCCACAACUUCUGAGUCUUCUCCCACGUCUAUGGCUGAGCCGUCGCCGAAUGCUGCGACAUCCACUACCGUUGGGAGUCAGAGUCAGCCAACGGGAGGUGCUAUGAGGUUCGCGUUGGACUCGACAUUGGGGAUAAUGCUGGUAGGAUUGGGAACUGUGGGCGUGGGAAGGGGGCUUUAUACUUGA
Molecule: messenger RNA, 1002 nt
Organism: Penicillium mononematosum
Lineage: Eukaryota; Fungi; Ascomycota; Eurotiomycetes; Eurotiales; Aspergillaceae
Product: putative extracellular SCP domain protein Pry1
Exons: 2
Coding region: 1-1002 (333 amino acids)
Cellular component (GO): extracellular region
Source: RefSeq, a predicted model, not a curated record